Molecule: messenger RNA, 807 nt
Organism: Meloidogyne enterolobii
Lineage: Eukaryota; Metazoa; Nematoda; Chromadorea; Rhabditida; Meloidogynidae
Source: the annotation of a GenBank genome assembly
AUGUCAAUUAAUAUAAAGAAUAAUUCUGAGGAGUUGAAAGUUGAGAAUGGAUUAUUUAUUCAUUCUUCAUGCCCUUCAUCAAAUAGUGGAAAUGGUCAAGAUUUAUUAUUAAAUGUUGGAAGUUUACAAAAGCCAGAUUUAGAAUAUCUUGGUCAAUUAAUUAAAGACAAAAAGCAGCUUUCAGCAUUUCCAAAUGUUUUUUCUCACGUCGAAAAACUUUUGGACGAAGAAAUUAAUCGUGUUAGAAUUGCAAUAUUUCAAUGUGAAUUUAGCCACGAGCCUUUACAAUUACCUGAAGCUAUAGGGGAAAUAAGUACUCAUCAAGAGAAAUUAUAUGUUCCAAUAAAGCAAUAUCCAGAUUAUAAUUUUGUUGGACGUAUUCUUGGACCUAGAGGAAUGACAGCAAAACAAUUAGAAACAGAGACUGGAUGUAAAAUAAUGGUUAGAGGAAAGGGGUCAAUGAGAGAUAAAAAGAAAGAGGAUUUAAAUAAAGGAAAACCAAAUUGGGAACAUUUAAAUGAAGAUUUACAUGUUAUAAUACAAUGUGAAGAUACAGAAAAUAGAGCAAAAAUUAAAAUGUCUAGAGCAAUUGAAGAAGUAAAUAAAUUAUUAAUUCCACAACCUGAAGGUGAAGAUGAACUUAAAAGAAAACAAUUAAUGGAAUUAGCUAUAAUAAAUGGAACAUUUAGAAAUGGGGGAAUAAUGCCUACAACACCUACAAACAAUUCAAAUAAAAAUAAUAAUUCUUUAAUUCGUAAGAAUUUUUUGGAAGAAUAUUUUUUUAAAUUCUCUUCUUUAUUUUUGUAG